Moneuplotes crassus is the source of this 3140-nucleotide messenger RNA. The record is from the annotation of a GenBank genome assembly. NCBI's taxonomy places the organism in Eukaryota, Ciliophora, Spirotrichea, Euplotida, Euplotidae.
UCUGAAUAUAUAUAAAAUUAAAUUAUGGAAGGCAAAAAGAAGUAUUUCCCCAAGGAUGAGUCCAGGAAGAUCAAGUUUGACCCAAAACUUCGCAAACAAUCACAGGCAAGAUCUCGCUAUUAUCAUGCACGUAAAGAGAGUUUCCAGACAACAAUGGGACCAUACGCAUCUUUGAAGAAAUAGCAUAAAAACUAUAAAUUUGAAAAAGGAUGACUCUCGCCUGAGACUAAGUGUUGGAGCGAACCGCACCCUGAAACCAAUCAAGAAUAUGGGGUAUAAGAAAGGUAAAAUCUCACGUGACGGAGACCGACAGAUAAUGGGUGGCCAAAAGCUCAGCAUUUUGAUAGAAAUGGAUAACUAUAAAAACAGCAGGAGAAAUCCAACUAGAUCCUCUAACAAAGACCUUGUUCAGGUCAGCCCUGACCUUUCCAUCCAACCUCCUGGAAGAGACAUUACUAAAAGCUGAGUGGAUAAUCCUGAUAAUGGCCAAGUCUCAGAUGCUCACCUAAAAACCCAUAUUAACACUCUUAAGAAGUUGGUUAAAGAGCGAGAUGAUGAACUUUUUGACCUAAAAAUGGCCCUUGAUAUCAUCAGUAGCAAGAAAACCAAAGAGCAGGCUCAAAAGAAAGAAGAUACGAAGAAAUCAUUUGAUAAGACUAGAACAAGUCUCAACGCAAAAAGACCCCUAGUGCUAUCAAGAGGAAAGAAACUCGAUGGUAGCAAGAAGAACAAACUGAUUAUAAGAAACACCCCACAAUUAGGCAAAGGUCAGAGGGGAAUCUCAAAAUCUAUUGCAGCAUCACCUCAGCGAACGAAGAAAACACAUUUGAAGAAUAGCAUUGUAAUAGAGUCAAACAGUUCAUUGAAGAGCACUACACCGGCAAAUAAGCCCCGGAAGAUAAUGAGGGAAAGUAGUGAGGAAAAUCUUUCUAGAAAAGGAUUACCUCCAACUUCGAAAAUAUUUGAGAGUCAAUCAAUUUCUCACCAAACAGAAGUAAAAACUAUCCAAGAUGUUGCCGAAAGUAAAGAAAUUCAAAAAUUAUCAGAAAAGAUCACAGAGCUUGAGCAGGAGCUAGCGAAGUACAAAGAAGUAGGGAAGCCAGCUCCUCUUCCUUCUAAUUCUUCGCUUCUGAAAAAUCGAUCCUCUCCUUCAAAGGAGCCUUUCUCUCCUGCUAAAGAUGCUGACAAUGAGGAUUCUCUUAUGAGAGAAGCUGAUGAAGCUUCUCCACCUAAGAAGUCUUUUAUUGGGGUGAAACCCACAAUUAUUCCUAAGCUGAACUACCAAAAGCUUAUCACUAGCUAUGUCUCCAAGUCUCCAGUAUCCACCGAAAGAAAUUUGUUCGCAAAGCUUCCGACAUAUGUAAAUCCCUCACAUUCCUUUGGAUAUGAGGAUUUCCCCAGCGAGCAAGAUAUUGUUAAGAUAGAAGAGAUCGAACACCUUCGACCAAAGGUGAGACUCGCUGUUAUGGUUUAUGAGGAGAAUUUUAAAUAACUUGAUCUUUGCACCCAGCCCUCUUCUACAAGCUGUAAAGAGCAAUUCGAAUGAAAUCACAAUGAAGAGGUUCAUUGCAAAAGCCGAAGAGCUAAUGGGGCUGUCUCCUAAAGAAGCUGUGAAGGUAGGGAGGUACCUCUUUGAACGAAGGAAUAAGGCCAAAGUUCUGUUUGAUGAAGAUGUCGCCAGACGUACAAAGCUAAUUUUAAAGCGUCUUAAGGAAUUUGCAGGCAAGUAUACAAAAAUUGAGACCAAGGAUUUCUCAACCUUGAAGGAAGAAUUCUUUCUUAAUCAUGAUCAAGGCCUCAAAGAGCAGUUCUUAAGCGGUCUUGAUGGCCUUGCGAAAUGAGAGCAUGUCUCACCUUUUGAUGUCUUCCAGCUCGUUCUUGGCUCAGGACUGGCUCUGAGCGCAACAAAUGUUGUAGUUUACCUCUGAAGAAUGUCUAAUUCUAUGGUAAAAAUCAAUGGAAAUGCGAUUAAAAUUCUAGCAAGGAAGUGAUUCUCGAAGAACUCCAGCCAUAGAAAAGCCAGUAUCGCUCCAAAUGAGUCUCUUCGGCUCUCAAAAAUUUACUCAGAAGGAACCCCCAGGAGUAAGAAAAGUGAAUAUGCUGAAUUAGAGAAGGAUACUAAGCAGAAGAUUGGUGAUAAAUUUUUCAAAGAGCUCUCUGAUUACAUCAAGAAGAAUGACACUUCCAUUUUGGAUAUUGUAAAACCUAAGAUUUUCGAUAAGGUUCUGAAUGCGAAGGAAUAUCAGCUGAUCAAAUAUAAGCACCUGUACAAGAUCUUUAAGCAGAUUGGACUGGAGAUUACAGGUAGCAUCAAGCAAGCGAUCAAGCAUAUUGCUACACCAUUCAUGGAAAACACAGUUGAGGUAUAUACCUUAGUCUCUGUCCUAGCAAACUAUGGGUGCUAUGAGCUAUUCCCUAAGUCUAAUAAGCAUAUUAACUACCGAAGAAUGGAUGGAGCCACAAUCCGGAUAUUCAACAGAAUUAUAGCCAUCAUGGACCGAGAGAAGCACGAGACGAUCGAGGACUUUUUAGGCGAGAGUAAUAUCACCUACAUCGAAGUGGUUUCUCCUUCAAGAACAGAGAAAAUUGGUGUAGUGAACCACCUGAAAUUCAGAGGUAUUCUUCGAGACAAGGCUGUGAUCCCAUACGGGGAGGACCUUGAUGAAGAGCUUCAGGUAUUACUCUGACUCAACUCAAACCGUGAAGACCUACUAAUGCUUCGGAAGAUGAAGAAGAUCCUAAAGGAUAUCAAAGAGACACUGUUCUUUAACAAUUUCGGGAUGUAUUUCCGCCAAGAAUCACAGGUGGAUUCUGACUUUGAGAACCAGCAAGAGAAGCCUAAUAAGACGAUUGAUAAAUUACUGAACGAGAGUCGGAUCUCCAAGGAUCUCCAUGAGAAUAAUAAGAGUAGCAGUGAUAGUUUCGACGCAGGGCUUCUUCUGUCACUGGAGAAAGACUCUAAGAAGGCAGCUGAGAAGGAUGGAGACAGGAAGGAUAAUGAAACAGAGUUAUCCAACCUUCAGAGAUCAAUCACCAAAUAUCUGGAAAGCAGAAAGAUAGUACAGAGUAAGACCAGCAAGAAGAAUGACUCUAAUUUCUUGAGUAUUUUAUAAAUUGAUAUUAAGAAAAAACUUAAUUUA